AUGGCCGCCACGGCAACGCUCCCUCAAAAGCGGGUGCUCGGCGAGACCAAGACGCGUCAAAACAUCCCAUCAACCCCCCCCUCGGCGGCCAAGAAGCGCAGGACGGACGGGUUCCCCUCGUCAUCUCAGAAUGGCGUGCACAGCAAGCUGGCCUCGGGCCAGCAGACCAAGAGCGUCUUCGAAUCCGAGGUGCUCGAGAAGCUGAGCCAAGACAUAUCGGCAGCCAAGCAGAACAGCAAGUUCGACAGGGACCAGAGCUGGGACCGUCCGCCCGUGGCGGAGGGCUUCAACCCGGCGACCGACAGCCUGGCCUUCCAGUCCAUCGAGGCCGAGGAGGGCACGCUGAACGGUGGCAACGCCACCGUCAAGCUAUUCGGUGUCAACAACAGGGGCAACUCGAUCAUGCUGCACGUCACCGGCUUCAAGCACUACCUCUAUGUUGCCGCCCCGGUGUCGUUCCAGCCGCAUGACUGCUCUGCCUUCAAGGCCUUUCUCGAGGCCCAGAUGGCGCAGCAUCAGCCCGUCAUCCACUCUGUCUCCCUGGUCAUGAGGGAGAGCAUCUAUGGUUUCCAGGGGAACACGCAGAACCCGUAUCUCAAGAUUACCGUCACGGAUCCCAAGUUUAUCGGACGCGUGCGCAUGAAUAUCAAGGAAGGGAAUGCCAAUUGGAAGGGCAUGUGGAAGGUUGUCGACGGUGGGAUCAUGACGUUUGACAAUAUCCAAUACGUCCUCCGCUUCAUGGUCGACUGCAAGAUCCAAGGCAUGGCCUGGGUGGAAGCUCCCGCCUCGACGUACAAGCUCAUACCCGAAAACAGCCGGCAAUCCAACUGCCAGAUCGAAGCCGAAAUUGACUACCGCGCACUCAUCGCACACGAGCCCAAGGGGGAGUGGCUCAAGAUGGCCCCCCUCCGCAUCCUGUCGUUUGAUAUCGAAUGCUGCGGUCGCAAGGGCAUCUUCCCAGAGGCGGACCAGGACCCCGUCAUCCAGAUUGCCAACGUGGUGACGCGGUACGGAGAGAAGAAGCCGUUUGUGCGCAACGUCUUCUGCCUGGACACGACGAGCUCCAUCGUGGCGACGCACAUCCUCGAGUACGAGAGGGAGGACAAACUGCUCAAGGGGUGGCAGGAGUUUGUGGAGCGCGUCGACCCGGACGUGGUGACGGGCUACAACACGUCCAACUUUGAUAUUCCCUACCUCCUCGACCGAGCCAGGCACCUGAAGGUUGGGGGCUUCGAGUACUGGGGCCGCAUCCCCGGAGUGCCGUCCAAGGUCAAGGAGAGCAACUUCUCGAGCAAGCAGAUGGGCAGCCGCGACUCCAAGACAACCAACAUCAACGGCCGCCUGCAGCUGGAUCUCCUGCAGCUGAUCCAACGCGACCACCACCUGCGAAGCUACACGCUCAACUCGGUCUGCUCGCACUUCCUCGGCGAGCAAAAGGAGGACGUGCACUACACCAUGAUCACGGAGCUCUUCAACGGCACGCCUGAGUCGCGGCGACGUCUGGCCCUCUACUGUCUCAAGGACGCCUACCUCCCGCAGCGGCUGAUGGAGAAGCUGUCGUGCCUGGAGAACUACACGGAGAUGGCGCGUGUGACGGGCGUUCCCUUCAACUUCAUCCUCACGCGUGGCCAGCAGAUCCGAUUUAUCAGUCAGCUGUACCGCAGAGGUCUCGAGCAGAAGCUCGUGAUUCCCGACAUCAAGCCUCAGGGCUCGGACGAGCAGUACGAGGGAGCCACGGUCAUCGAGCCGACGCGCGGGUAUUACGACAUGCCGGUGGCGACGCUGGAUUUCGCAUCCCUGUACCCCAGCAUCAUGCAGGCGCACAAUCUGUGCUACACGACGCUGGUGAACAAGCAGGCCAUCGACCGGCUCGGGCUCAAGAAGGGCGAGGACUACAUCACGACGCCCAGCGGCGAGACGUUUGUGACGACGAAGCAGCGCAAGGGGCUCCUGGCACAGAUCCUGGAGGAGCUGCUGAUUGCGCGGAAGCAGGCCAAGAAGGACCUGGCGCGGGAGACGGACCCGUUCAAGAAGGCGGUCCUCAACGGCAGGCAGCUGGCGCUCAAGGUGACGGCCAACAGCGUGUACGGCCUCACGGGUGCGGCGCAGACGGGCAAGCUCCCCUGCCUGGAGAUUGCGCGCAGCACGACGAGCUUCGGCCGGCAGAUGAUUGAGAUGACGCGCGACGAGGUGAUGCGCAGGUACACCAUCGCCAACGGGUACGCGCACGACGCGCAGGUCAUCUACGGAGACACGGACUCGGUCAUGGUCAAGUUUGGCACCAGCGACCUGGCCGAGGCCAUGAGGCUGGGCGAGGAGGCGGCCCAGUACGUCACGAGCAAGUUUGCCAAGCCCAUCAAGCUCGAGUUCGAGAAGGUCUACUUCCCCUACCUGCUCAUCAACAAGAAGCGGUACGCCGGCCUGUACUGGACAAACCCGGACAAGUACGACAAGAUGGACACCAAGGGUAUAGAGACGGUGCGCAGAGAUAACUGCACGCUCGUGCAGACGGUGAUUGAGAAGGUGCUGAGGAUGAUCCUGAUUGAUCGUGAUGUUCCUGGAGCACAAGACUACGUCAAGGACAUGAUUGCCGACCUGCUACAGAACAAGGUGGACAUGUCGAAGCUGGUGAUUACGAAGGCGCUCACCAAGGACGACUACGCAGCCAAGCAGGCGCACGUGGAGCUGGCGCACCGGAUGAAGAAGCGCGACGCAGGAUCGGCGCCGGGGCUCGGGGACCGGGUGGCGUACGUGAUGAUCCGAGGAGCGGCGGGGGCCAAGAACUUUGAGAAGUCGGAGGACCCGAUCUUCGUGCUGGAGAACAACGUGCCGAUCGACACCAAGUACUACCUGGACAACCAGCUGGCCAAGCCGCUGGGGCGCAUCUUUGAGCCGAUCCUGGGCGAGACCAAGGCGCGCUCGCUGCUGACGGGCGACCACACGCGGACCAUCUCGGUGGCGGCGCCGUCGGUGGGCGGGCUGAUGAAGUUCGCCAAGAAGACGCAGACGUGCAUGGGCUGCAAGAAGCCGCUGACGGGCAGCGAGGAGAAGGCCGGGGCCGUGUGCUCCGACUGCGCGCCGCGGGUGGGGGAGCUGUACAAGAAGACGCUGGACCGCGUGUCGGACCUCGAGGUGCGCUUCGGGCGGCUCUGGACCCAGUGCCAGAGGUGCCAGGGCAGCAUACACUGCGAGGUGAUUUGCAGCAGCAAGGACUGCCCCAUCUUUUACAUGCGCAUGAAGGCCAAGAAGGAUCUCGAGGACGCCGGUAAGGAGUUGGGGAGGUUUGAUGCUGAUCAAGCUGCUGUGUGGUGA
This is a messenger RNA of Geosmithia morbida, 3312 nucleotides long. RefSeq names its product DNA polymerase delta subunit 1. Gene Ontology annotation, molecular function: 3'-5'-DNA exonuclease activity; nucleotide binding; DNA binding. The coding region runs from base 1 to 3312 and encodes 1103 amino acids. The record is from RefSeq and is a predicted model, not a curated record. The transcript is spliced from 3 exons. Gene Ontology annotation, biological process: base-excision repair, gap-filling; DNA replication proofreading; DNA-templated DNA replication. Gene Ontology annotation, cellular component: delta DNA polymerase complex. NCBI's taxonomy places the organism in Eukaryota, Fungi, Ascomycota, Sordariomycetes, Hypocreales, Bionectriaceae.